This is a messenger RNA of Aplysia californica (California sea hare), 405 nucleotides long. Its product is annotated as 60S ribosomal protein L34. Gene Ontology annotation, molecular function: structural constituent of ribosome. Gene Ontology annotation, biological process: translation. The transcript is spliced from 4 exons. The record is from RefSeq and is a predicted model, not a curated record. The coding region runs from base 34 to 378 and encodes 114 amino acids. NCBI's taxonomy places the organism in Eukaryota, Metazoa, Mollusca, Gastropoda, Aplysiida, Aplysiidae. Gene Ontology annotation, cellular component: ribosome.
GUUAUCUAAAAUUCUCUUUGGUUUCAUCAACAGAUGGCUCAGCGUCUUACUUUCAGGCGUAGGCUGUCCUACAACACAAAUUCCAACCGCAGGAAAGUUUCUAAAACUCCUGGUGGAAAGUUGGUGUACCUUUACCAAAAGAAAUUGGCAAAGACCCCAAUAUGUGGAGAUUAUAAGACAAAAUUGAGAGGCGUGAGGGCAGUUCGACCCCACAAAUUGAGUGCUAUGAGCAAACGACAGAAGACCGUGUCACGUGCUUACGGAGGUUCCCGCUGUCAUAAAGCUGUCAGAGAGAGAAUCAUCAGAGCUUUCCUGAUUGAAGAACAGAAGAUUGUUGCAAGAGUUCUGAAAGCACAGGAAGCAUCAAAGAAGCACUGAAUGUUUGAAUAAAGCGCUGUAAAAGUU